Lentinula edodes (shiitake mushroom) is the source of this 1137-nucleotide messenger RNA. Its product is annotated as Scd6-like Sm domain-containing protein. Gene Ontology annotation, molecular function: RNA binding. The record is from RefSeq and is a predicted model, not a curated record. NCBI's taxonomy places the organism in Eukaryota, Fungi, Basidiomycota, Agaricomycetes, Agaricales, Omphalotaceae. The transcript is spliced from 3 exons. Bases 1 to 1137 code for a protein of 378 amino acids.
AUGGCGACGAGUUUUAUUGGGAAACCUAUUUCGCUCAUUUCGCACUCAGAUGUGCGAUAUCGGGGUAUUCUGGCAGGGAUUGACCCGGCAGCGAGCACUAUUCAACUAUCCAAAGUGUACUCUAUGGGUACAGAAAACCGACGUCCACCCCAAGAUUUUAUCCCCCCCGUCCCAGACCCUUACGAAUACAUUAUCUUUCGCGCUUCAGAGGUCAAGGACCUCGCUGUCGAUCAGUCAGUAGAACCUCCAAGAGGAAGAAGCGUGCACGACGAUCCAGCUGUGCUAGGCGCUUCUUCGCAACUUCCUCCUCAGAUUCCCCCCUCGGUUCAACAGCCAGUACCAUUCCAACAGCAGCAACCAGCGCCAUCCCAAUACACCCAGGAAACUCCAGCGCCCGGAGCCGCAGGAGAAGGAGGACGAUCCACUUCCGCUGCUGCUGUUGCACGUGCAAGAGCUCAACGAUUGCACACAGCGACAGCUUCGCUUGAGACUGUCGAGCGCGCCUUGGGUGACCUCCGAGUAUCCCAACAGCAACCAGCAAACGGCCACGGCAAUGGCACCAGACGUCGAGGAGGUGCACCUGGCGGUGCAACGCUCAAAGUGCCAACGACAGAUUUUGACUUCGAGAGCUCAAACCGGCGGUUCGUCAAGGCGCAUAAUAGCGACGACUCUGAUCAAACUUCUUCUGGAGAGGAAGACGACGACGGGAGCAGGAAGAAAUCGAGCUCUGUCGGAACAUCAAAAACAUCACAAGCAUAUAACCCGUCCAAAUCGUUCUUUGAUUCUCUUACUCCUGGGCAAGGCGGAGGUGGUAGUGCAGGCCCUCGUGGUGGUGCGGCUGGAAUGAACGGGGCUCAGGUUGCUAGGGCAAGGCGUGAAGAGGAACGAGUGAAGAAUGUAGCGACGUUUGGAGAACCUGGGCGCGUUGGUCAUGGAGGCAUGCGUCCUGGAGGGUUCGGUGUCGGAAUGGGCGGUGGACAUCCGAAUAUGAGAGGUGGAAGAGGCGGAAGAGGAUUCCGAGGUGGACGUGGUGGACGUGGAGGUCUGAGUGAAUCAGGUCCCGGAAGGAGACCUGGUGGUCGCCUUCCCGCCGGCAAUGUGCCCGCAGUUGGUGUUAGUGGUGGAAUGCAGGCUUGA